AUGGAAGAACAAGAAGAAAAAGAAUACCAACCUGAAUCCCAAAACGUCUCCGUUUCAACUGAUCGAAUCGAAAUUUCUUCAGAACCUGUUAUGGACGUUCCUGCAGAAGAACAACAAAAAGAGGAAACGGAUCUGUUGGAGAAAUGGCUGCCUCGUCCGCCAAAGGAGGAGUGUUCAGACGAAUUGCAAGAAAAGAUAAUUAAAUUGCUUGUUCUGAAGAAGACUACCGGCAGAAGCUUUAAUGCAGAAUUACGCAACAAAAAAGAGUAUAGGAAUCCAGAUUUGUUGCUGUAUACAGUGAAUUCUCAAGAAAUUGACCCGAUAGGAUCUCGCUUCGAUAAAGCCGCAUUUGAUCCGCAUGGAUAUGAUAAAAGUGACUUCUACGAUGCAAUAUGA
Molecule: messenger RNA, 396 nt
Organism: Nicotiana tabacum (common tobacco)
Lineage: Eukaryota; Viridiplantae; Streptophyta; Magnoliopsida; Solanales; Solanaceae
Source: RefSeq, a predicted model, not a curated record